Cinara cedri is the source of this 3002-nucleotide messenger RNA. The record is from the annotation of a GenBank genome assembly. NCBI's taxonomy places the organism in Eukaryota, Metazoa, Arthropoda, Insecta, Hemiptera, Aphididae.
UAUUAAGUAAAUCAACUAUCAAGUUUGUCUUUGAGUCCGCAAAUUGUGUCCUUAUAAUUUUGUUUCAUGGCGUUAACUAUGCUAAAGUUAAAGACUUCUGUCGGAUUAGCGAAACGUGCUAUUCCGACCGUUAUACAAGCGGCCAAACAUUCGUGGGAACCAAAAGAAGUGGAAACGCACACUGGUCAGGUGAGUUGUUUGUCAACGGCAUUGGCAAUGAAUUAUAUCAUAUUUCUAUAGUAUAUUGUAUUAAUAUUAUACCGGGUCAUAGAAAUGGGAAGAAAAUGAUUAUCGUUUAGCUCGUUAUAUUGACAAGGAGAAACAAGUGAACCCAUCAUUCGCCAUCAAUUUGAUUAACGAAGUACCGCCAGCUGCUUGUACAUCACGAGUUGUAUACUGUGACGGUGGUGGCGGACCACUAGGUCACCCAAAAGUCUACAUAAACUUGGUAACUAGUCUUGGUAGAUUUUUAUAAUGUUUGUUAUGCAUAGUUUUAUUAUUGACACAAUGUGUAACAUAUUUUCUCUAUUAUUUCAAAAUGUUUUACUUAAGAACUUUGUCACUCAAGGUUUAUAGAUAGUCUAUAAAUUAUCUAAAAACCUUGCUUGUCACUAACACUAGUUUUUUCUACCUGACUCCCUUCGUAAUAUAAAAACAAAUGAAUUGCAAAUUUUCAUAAUUUGCUACCCUCGUUAGGCUUAGAGCAAAGGGAUCUAUUGUACGAUUUAUGAAUAUGAGCAAUUUAGGGUGACUAUAAUAAAAAAAAAUUAAAAAACAGCACAAAAUAAUUUCAGUAAUUUUUCGUAAUUACAACUAUAUUAUUAAUUAUUUUAAAUAUACUGGUAAAUAUACUUUAUGUAUAUUAUCACCGGUAUCAAUUCUUGUGAUUAUUAUUUUACAUGAAUACAAUUGCAAUCAUUGUCAUAAUCUAUAAUGAGUAUUUGUGUCAACAAAUUUAUAUUAUUUAAAAAUAAAAUACAAUUUUAAUUUGUGUGUUAAAACUAUAAAAUAUUCAUUUCUAAUAAAAUAAAAUAAGAAUUAAUACAAAAUAAUUUGCAUUGACAUAAAAAAAAACAGAACAAAAAAUGCCUUGAAAGAUCAGGACAUCAGGACACAAAGCUGAACAAAAUGGACAUUCCUGCAUAAAACAGAACAUAUGGUCACCCUAAAGUAUUUAUUACUAUAUGGAUUCUACAAAUUAUUUGUUUAAUAUUUUAAUAUCUCUGCAACUUAUUAAUUGUUAAAAUUAAAUAAAAUAAAAAUGCAAAUAUCUUGAUAAAAAAUAUAUAUAUAUUAAAAAAAUAAAUAAUUUGUAGGAUCCAUAUUAGAUAUUAUUUUUUUAAUUUUUUUUUUUUAUAUAAAAAGGAUAAUAGGUCACUUUUCGUUAUACACUACCGGAAAAAAACAAACAUGGAGAUAUAAAAUGUCUUUGUUGCUAUAAUACGUGCGAGACAGACAGAGAAAAUGUUAGGAUUUUUGUCCAUCAACAUUUUUAUGACCAAUUAAUCACAUAUUUGUUGGUCAAAGUUAUCAUUUAGUAAAAACCUCUUGUUUUUAAAAUUAUAUUCAGAUGUAAUAUUUAAAUGAAAAAAAUGUACUCAAAUUGCCAAAUUAUCAAUCAAAGUGUUUUAAAUUUUAGUUCAAUAUAAUACUUUCAAAAUAUUAUUUUAGUUUUGUAUUAUAACAAAACAAUUUUGUUGUAAUUUAGAUAUGGACCGUUAAUUUUAGAAAUACAUUUGCUAUCUAACUACUGACAAAAUAUUCAAACAUGUUUAACUAGCUAAAAUUUCAAUAAGUUAUUUUGAUGAAAUUUUAACUUUUAUUUUGUUUAUUAAAGUAUUUAAAUAGGUAUUUAACAAUGUUCAAUGAAUUAAUAAAAAUUGCAUAUUUUUAUUAUAAAUUAAAAUUUUUAAAUGUAGUAUAUUUAAUGGUUUUGUUUUUCUUUUUAUUUAGGACAAACCAGGCAAUCACUCCUGUGGUUAUUGUGGCUUAAGAUUUUUCAAGAAAGAUGGUCAUCACUGAUCACCAUGAAUAGAUAAAAAGUUUUAUUUGAAGGCCGUGUUGAUAUUAGAAAUAAAUUAAAUUUGUUUAAAAGAAUCUAGAAUGUAUUGAUUAAAAUAUGAUUUAUACCUAAUCAAUAUUUUUAUAUAAUUAUUAAUAUUAAUAAAUGUUAACUUAAAAGACAAGCCAAGAGAUUUAUAAUUCUUAAAAGAUGUAUUAGUACCUGAUUGUAAUACCACAUUGAAAUUUCAUAGUAUGGUUAAUAACGUUGGCGUUUAAAUACCUUAUAAAACACCCUGACUGUUAUGUAUUAAAUUUAUAUUCACAAUUAAAAUUAAAAUAUAUUUAAAGAAAAAAACAAACACACUGGAAAACAUUAUUAAAUCAGCCAGUUCAAAUUAGAAUAAUAUUUACUUUUAGUAAUUCAUUUUGUAAAAUAAUAUACAAGUAUAGUAGUGUAUCAAAUGUAUUAGAUAAAAUAUAAAAUUACUGUAAACAUAUGGACACUGGUAAAGUUUUUGAAUUUCAAUCGAUUUCAGUAAAUUUUAGGAUAAUAUACAUACAAAUAGUUUGGCAAAACCAUAAAUCUUUAUUAUAAAUCAGGAUUUUAUACAGGGUAUUAGGUAAAUCUUAUUACAAAUCUCCAUGGUAAACAUUCUGAUAGUUUCUAAUUUGUUUCAAAGAGAUAAUUUUGCAUUGUAAUUCAGUAAAAAAUAAUUUUAGAAACAUUGUGGUUCUUGCUUCACAAGCAAAUUCACAUAUUAUUUAAUAUGUCCUUACCCAAAUCAUCUCUUAUGAAUAUAAAUCUAUUAACUUCAAUGCACAUCAUAGUUGAAUUUUUAUCAAAUACCGCAGAAAGUAAAAAAAAAAAGACAGGCAUACUUCACACUUGGGUGCAGCCAAUUGUAGGUGGGAAAUUGGGAUAGUAGGCUACAGACGGGAAUUUAAUGUAUAUCUGUAAUCAAAAAUGAAUCAUUGCUAUCGAAAAAACAAUUCUGAGC